UCAGGAGACCUUGUCUGGGUCCUGGCUGUACCCCAAGCUCACUGCACCUUCAUGCAGAUCGCAUAACCUGUCAGGGCCUGUGUGAUCAUCUGUAUAAAAUAAUGAAAGAAGCUGGACAUGGUCCAAAGGUCCUCUCCAGCACUGAGACUGUGACCAGGAAGGAGUUAACUAGAGACUGGGCUCUGGGUCAGGAAGGCAAGGGUUAAUCUGGGGGGGGGGGGAGGCUCUCUCUCCUUUUCCUGUGGAGAGUGAGGUUUGGCUGCCACCAAAGUUACUUCCAGUCCCUGCUGUCCCUUCUGCCCUUGUCUGAUCCUGCCCAGGGACCCCUACAUUCAGCCUCCAUACCCAGAGGCACCAGGGGGACACCCCCCCCCCCAGCCAACUGCUCUUGGCUCCUCAAGUAGCUGCCUACUUCCAGUGGCUUAUGGGGUACUAUCCUGCCCAGCUCUGCUAAGAUGAUCCUGGCCUCUCCCUCCACCCCAUCCAGGGGACGGACCCCCAGCGCGGUGGAGAGGCUGGAGGCCGACAAAGCCAAGUAUGUCAAGACACACCAGGUGAUAGCACGCCGCCAGGAGCCAGCUCUGCGUGGGGGUCCCGGACCGCUCACCCCGCACGCCUGCAAUGAGCUGGGCCCCCCUGCAUCGCCCAGGACGCCCAGACCCGCCCGCCGGAGCAGCGGCAGGCGGCUGCCCAGGCCUGACUCCCUCAUCUUCUACCGCCAGAAGCGGGACUGCAAGGCUUCGGUGAACAAAGAGAACGCCAAGGGCCAGGGGCUGGUGCGGCGCCUCUUCCUGGGCGCCCCCCGAGACGCCCCCUCGAGUAGUCCGGGCCCAACGGAGCGACCAGCAGCUCCUGGGGUUUGGGCAGCGCCCCAAGAUGCCCCGGAAGCGGCAGGAAAGCGGGCGCUGUGCCCCACAUGCUCACUGCCCCUGUCGGAGAAGGAGCGCUUCUUCAAUUACUGCGGCCUGGAGCGCGCGCUGGUGGAGGUGCUGGGCGCUGAGCGCUUCUCUCCGCAGAGCUGGGGCGCGGACGCCAGCCCCCAACCCGGAGCGUCGCCGCCGCCCGGCUCUGGGGACACCACCGACUGGACGUCCAGCGAUGGCGACACGGAUCGCCCGGACGGUGCUGACCGCGGCGGCGGCGGCUGCGGCGGCGGCGGCGGCGGCGGCGGCGGCUCAGAGGCGGCGGGCUCGGCGCGGGACGGGCGCCCCCAGGUGUCCGUGGUGGAGCGCAACGCGCGCGUCAUCCAGUGGUUGUACGGCUGCCAGCGCGCCCGCGGCCCGCCGCGCGAGUCGGAGGUGUGACUGCCGCCGCUGCGGCCCGAGCGGGCUCCGGGGAGUCCCGGACCCCAGGAGGGUGAAGGGGUGGGCGCAGGGCUGGUCCCGGGCACGGGCAGGGACGCCCCGCCUCCGACGCGCCGGGUGCCUCUAGGGAGCCCUUCCCUCCGGGUUCUUGGUCUCUCCCUGUGAACCUUGGGAGGAUGGGACAAAAUCAUUCCGAAGGCCCUUCCCAGAGUAGACGACGGAGGGGGAGGGGGCAGCUACGUGGCUCCUGUGGAGGCCGGGUCUGGGGAGAGAAGCCUGGAGUGGGGGAUCAGAGAAUCUACUGAAUAAAGGCAAAACGUUAAUUAAAGGAGUCGUGAUGC
Molecule: messenger RNA, 1645 nt
Organism: Nyctereutes procyonoides (raccoon dog)
Lineage: Eukaryota; Metazoa; Chordata; Mammalia; Carnivora; Canidae
Gene: FAM110D
Product: family with sequence similarity 110 member D
Exons: 2
Coding region: 456-1304 (282 amino acids)
Source: RefSeq, a predicted model, not a curated record